This is a messenger RNA of Dalotia coriaria, 1602 nucleotides long. RefSeq names its product early boundary activity protein 1-like. The coding region runs from base 539 to 1567 and encodes 342 amino acids. Gene Ontology annotation, cellular component: nucleus. The record is from RefSeq and is a predicted model, not a curated record. Gene Ontology annotation, biological process: positive regulation of neuron differentiation; negative regulation of Notch signaling pathway. Gene Ontology annotation, molecular function: DNA binding; transcription corepressor activity. Lineage: Eukaryota; Metazoa; Arthropoda; Insecta; Coleoptera; Staphylinidae. The transcript is spliced from 4 exons.
CAAUGGACCUAUACAAUCUCUUUACAGAGAUGGUAUUCACCUUUUUUAGAGGUUUUGUAUGUAAUUUGAAAAAUCCACACUUAUCAAACUGGAAUUUUCACAAAAUCAUCAAAUAAAUAUCAUUUGAUCAGUGUUACCAUCUAUCAAAUUCGUGUAUCCAACAGUAUUUCUUCUGGUAUGUACAAAUUCAAUUCCAAUAGUUUAGAAAAAUCAUACCUGACGACGCAUCAUUUACCUCUAGGUAGGUCUUAAACAAUAUAGUAACAAAAUAACAUACCAUCUUGCAAACCGAAACGUCAUUACGCUCACUAAUCCGCACUUUUGUUGGUGCCAUCGUUAAUCCAAAGACGACGAAACGACGAAUCGUUAAACCGAUCAUAAAAACAAUUCGGGCUGGGAAAUUCGGCGAAAUUUAUUACACCCCAUAUGACGUCCAAUUGCACAGCCAUUUUCAGCGGAGUGGAGAUGGUACCCGAGCAGUCAGCAGUGACCAUCGGCGCAAGCAACAACACUGUCCACUUCGCAUUCCACAUUCAAGAUGUCCGUCUUCGACAGCGCCUUCGAUGAGACCGUCACCUCCUGGGUGCUGGUGUACUUCACCGACAGCGAUCCCGGUAAGGAGUUCGAGAUUAUUCCGAGGACACGCAUCAGUGUUCAAGAUAAUGUGGAACUUCGUCCUCGAUUGAGGGUGAAGGUAUUCUACGGGAAAGCCAAACUCGAAGCGUACGUUGUCAGGGAAUCAGGUGAUUAUUAUUACCUCAAGGAGAACUUCAAGUCCCUGGCAAGUCAGUAUACCCAAGACAUGGUCCUCAACAGCAUCUUUGUCUACGACGCCGAAUUCCAACAGAAAUGGGAAUGCUCCCUGGCUGAAAUUGAAGAAGUGCAGGUCCCGGCUGCGAAUGGCACAAUGGUCCUUGAUCCCGCCGUUAUUCUGGAGCAGUACAACACCCUGAAGGUCAGAUUUGAUGAUCUUUACCGCGUUCAGAACGAGAUGCGCUCCACCAUUGUGGUUUUGGUUGAACGCGUGCAGGCUCUCACAGAGAAAUGCGAGAGAAAUGAAAAAAACAAAGAGACAAAAGAUGAUACAAAAGAUAAAACUGAAACAAAAGACAAAGCUGACACAAAAGAUAAAACUGACGAUAAAAAAGAUGACAAAAAGACUGAGAAAACCCCCAAACCAAAAGAAAAAGAAGUUGAAGAAGUCGAGGAAGAAGAAGAUGAUGAUGACAUGGUUUAUAUCGGAGAGAACAGGACCCCAAUCCCCAAGGAUGUGUACCAGACGAUCAACUGGAACAGCUGCUCGGCCGCCACACGUAAAUUGCUCAUGGCGGUGUUCAGCAAGGACAUCCUAGCAACGCACAGCCUCACCGGUAAGCCGAGCCCGGCGUUCCUCAACGCCAAUAAGGAAACCAAGAAGAAGUUGGACGCCACCAAGACUUCUGAUAUUAUUGAUAUCGUCACUCGUCGCUGCCGUGUGCCUGCUACGGCUGUGCGCAAUGCCAUCACCACCAAAUGCGCCGACGAGAACAAGAUGUGCAAGAAGCGCAAGCUGAGACACUCUCAGUAAAUUGGCUGACACCUGGACUGAUACCCUGGACCACU